Messenger RNA from Paraphaeosphaeria sporulosa, 2628 nucleotides. Its product is annotated as exosome complex exonuclease-like protein Rrp6. Gene Ontology annotation, cellular component: nuclear exosome (RNase complex); nucleolus. The record is from RefSeq and is a predicted model, not a curated record. Gene Ontology annotation, molecular function: 3'-5'-RNA exonuclease activity; nucleotide binding; nucleic acid binding. Gene Ontology annotation, biological process: nuclear polyadenylation-dependent snoRNA catabolic process; nuclear polyadenylation-dependent rRNA catabolic process; histone mRNA catabolic process. The transcript has 3 exons. The coding region runs from base 96 to 2498 and encodes 800 amino acids. Lineage: Eukaryota; Fungi; Ascomycota; Dothideomycetes; Pleosporales; Didymosphaeriaceae.
GCCCUCGGCCACGCCCUCGACUUUCCACCAAGACGUCCCCCUUCAUCAGUUGGCUGGCAGCUGCGCGAUGGUAUUCGGGCGCUUGUAGAGCCACCAUGGACUUCAAAACGACCCAGGACCAGAUUACCAAGGCUCUCAUUGCAACGACACGCGCUGCCACGCGCAUCAACGGAGCCGACGUUCCCUUCCAGCGCUCGCUCAAUCCCGCUGCGGGCGAAGCACUCGACGGCCAAAAUGCGCGGCUUCUCCAGCUCGCGCGACGCCUUCUGGAAAAUGCUGCAGCGGGCUCGGACGCUGUAGGUCCCGUUCUACCCAACGUCGAGGCCCUCGACGAGGACGACAAGUGGAGGGGGUUUGUUGAUGUCAUCGACAGCUUGUUGGAGAAGGCCGACACUAGCCUGGACGAGUACUCUGGCGUGGUCAAGCGCAUGAGCCCCGGCGCCGAGCAGAACGCCGCUGCUACUGCUGCCGCUGCUAAGCCUCGCCCAAACAUCGCCGCUACGCCUAACAAGCACCUGCCAAAGCCGCAGCUCUUGUUCGAACAUGUGCCCAAGAACGACGAGACGGGCGGCUUCAGGCCUCUACUCACGUCGAAACCACACGCCAAGGUACCCAUGGAGCACUGCCUGCAGACGUUCAAGGACAGCCGCGGGCGCGAACAAUACCCACACCCCUACCAGACCGAGAUCGAAACCUACGAAUACCCCAACUCCAUGUAUCAGCGCAUUGGUCCAAAACCGUACAAGCCAUUCGAGACCACCACUGCGACCUUCGUCGAUACCCCAGAAGCGCUUGCGACCAUGUUGGCCGAGCUCAAGACUGCCAAGGAAAUUGCUGUCGACCUGGAACACCACGAUAACCGCUCGUACAUCGGUAUGGUCUCGCUCAUGCAGAUCAGCACACGCGAAAAGGACUGGAUCGUCGAUACACUCAAGCCCUGGAGGCGUCAGCUCGAGUGUUUAAAUCAGGUCUUCGCGGAUCCCAAUAUCAUCAAGGUGCUUCACGGUGCCUUCAUGGACAUUGUUUGGCUCCAACGAGACCUAGGAAUUUAUGUUGUUGGUCUGUUUGACACAUAUCAUGCAGCUCGCUCGCUAGGAUAUCCGGGAGGAAGCCUGGCAUAUCUCCUCGAACGUUUCAUCAAGUUCCAAGCACAAAAGCAGUAUCAAUUGGCCGACUGGCGAAUACGGCCGUUGACCAAGGAGCUGUUUGAGUAUGCGCGAGCAGAUACCCAUUUCCUUCUCUACAUAUUCGACAACAUGCGAAACGAGCUUGUCGAAAAGUCGGAUUUCUCGCACCCCGAAACCAACAAGGUGCUGGACGUCCUGGUGAAAUCCAAGGACACGGCAUUGCAACGCUAUGAACACCCGAUAUACGAUGGUGACCUCGGGCUCGGCUCUACGGGCUGGUAUAGGCUUGUUUCGAGGACACCUGUUCAAUUCACGCCGCAGCAGUUCGCGGUUUUCCGAGCUGUACACAAGUGGAGAGAUGAUGUAGCUCGGGAAGAGGACGACAGCCCCAUCUUCGUGAUGCCAAAUCACGCUCUGUUUUCUAUUGCACGAGAUAUGCCGCAGGAUAAGGCAGCGCUGUUUACCGUCGUGGUCCAUGUCUCGCCAACACUCCGAAUUCGUGCCGAAGAGCUGGUAGAGAUCAUUCAGGGCGCGAAGGCUGCUGGCAUGACCGGUCCUGAUCUCUACGUGACACUACAGAGGAUCGAAAACCUCAGGGAAGCAGACCGACAGGAACGAACGCAGACCCAACCGACUCCUGCACCACUCGCCGUUGCGCCUCCAGCCCCAGCAGCAGUCAUGAAAUCCGCUGCGCCCAUACAACUUGACACUUCAGCAUUGCGCACAAAUGCUUCACAGUUCUGGGGCCUCCUUACGAAGAAGGAUACCGCACCACCAAAGUCUGCGUCUCUGCCGAACAUUUCCUUUGCACUGCCUCUCCCGCCUCUCCACGCCGAUAUCUUUGCCGACAACAGUGGCGCGACCGACUCCCCCGCUCCAGUCCAAGAACCCCCCAAAUUCAUCGCACAAGAAGACCGCCCCGCCGAAGACCCCCGCACCGACAUCUUCGUCGUUAAGCAGCUCGGUGGCCGCAAGCGCAAAGCUACCGAAGCUCUCGCCGACGCUGCCACACCAUCCAAGUCAGACCCAAUGCUCGACGACGAGAUCAUGCUGUCAGAAGAUGACGAAACGAUUCGGAGCCGCGAAAAGGCUGAGCGUAAGGCAGCUCGGAAAGCAGCUAAGCGCGCUGCAAAGCAAGCCGCCCAGGAGUCCCUCAACGACAACGACGAGCUAGCCUUCGACUAUGCGAAUGCGCCGAGCGUGCUGCAUGCGAACACGCCGAGCACGGACAAGAAGAAAGACCGGAAAGGCAAGAAGGAGAAGAAGAAAGCGGCGAACUUCAACCCCUAUGCGAAGAUGGCAGAUGUGCCCAAGGGACUGCCGCCGAAGCAGAAGGAGAGCGCGGGACGGAGUAAGACAUUUGGAUCUUGAUGAUGGAGUUGUGACGUGGAGGACGAUAUUCUUGCGCCCCGAUGCUGUCUUUUCUGUACAUAGUUCGAUGAUACCUUGCUAGACCCUAUGACAUGCAUCACGCUUCGAUUCAAGCCUUAAAAGAGGCCCG